AUGGCCCCUGGCACUAUCACAAGAGACGAGGCAGGCCAUCAGACUACUAUCGACCUAUUCUUUGAAUCUCACCAUUUAUCAGAACGAUUCCUCGCAUCGGAGAUUUCCCACGAAUGCCUUGCCCACUCAUACCAUCUACCGAUUCGUAUAAUAUUCGACAUUCGAACCACUACUACCACCGACCAACCCAAACGGCGCAACUGGAAGGCCAUGGAAACCGGCAAAUUCGACAGAUUCGUGGCCAGCAACCUCCAAGGCAAGACCUGGCAGCUCUCAACUCCCCGGCAGACCGAUGAGGCGUCUAUCAAAACAACAAGACGCCUGUUUCGGAGAUACACAAUCACCAACGACGAGGAUGACUGGGAGGAAUACAAGUCUGCCAGGAACCGGAAGGGUCGAGUGAUCAAGAAAGCGCUAUGGACCGGCUUCCGUGAAUUCGUCAAGGAAGCUAUCAGCAAAGGACUUCAGGGUCUCUGGCAAGUGGCAGCAUUGCGAAAUGUCUUCUUCCUAGCCCUGCCAACAGCUGAUCUCCCAAAUGUCACUGGGGUUCAGCGUGAUAACCAGAUCCUAUUCCCGCCUAUUACCGAGCAGGGAUUGGCCGAUGCAAUGAGCAAUGCAAUGAGACACGUACCUCCGAAUAAGGCCCCUGGGGCGGACGGCAUUCCCAAAUAUGGUGUGGAAGUUGCUUGCGGUUGGAUCAACAUCCCAGCGGGUCUUCAUUUCCACGGUAUUCGACAUAUUCAACGCAUGUCUACGAAUCGACCACAAGUCCCGCCAUUCUCAAAUCUUAAAAACGGUAACGUUGAGGACAGCUGGACCAGGAGACUACCGCUUGCCAAUGCCGUACAGACCGGUCGCGCUACUUAUACGCUCGGGAAGAUCCUAGAAAAAAUCAUUGCUACUUGGAUUGCCUGGGCUGUUGAGGACACUGCCUGA
Molecule: messenger RNA, 936 nt
Organism: Penicillium canescens
Lineage: Eukaryota; Fungi; Ascomycota; Eurotiomycetes; Eurotiales; Aspergillaceae
Exons: 3
Coding region: 1-936 (311 amino acids)
Source: RefSeq, a predicted model, not a curated record